AUGACAACAGCCACAACACCAACUUACCGAAGGAUACCAGAUGAGUACUUCAUGAUCAUCGACAAGGAACCCGGCGACCGGCAGUGGACCGAGCGCCCAUGGCGAAACUUGACGGCAGGCGACGUCCCACUGGGCUCCAUCAUCACCAACCCGAAGAGGCCCGACGAAGCCGUCGCUCAGCUCAGAUUCAACCCAGCCCGGGAUGUGCAAUCGGUCAAAUACAAACAGUUCGCCGCCGCAGGCCACGGCACGGGGAGCGGUGACCUGCUCCAGGAAAUGCCCGGGAAGCGCCACGAGGGCUUCAACCGGACGACGUUGCAAUUUGUCACCGGCUCGACCACAUUCUCCAGGCUGCAGAGCUAUACUGCGGACCAGUUGAUGUGGCAGCAGGCCGUCAGGGCAGAGAUGGCGGCAGGCAAGCACCUCUUCAUCGUCACGGGCGCCAUGGUUGCCGAGGGCGAGUGUACAUUCACGACGUCGCUGGAUGGCAACGAUCGUAGCGAAACGCAUACACGGGAUCGGGUUGAUAAGCAAGGCUUUGGGCCACGGCUGCUCGGGCUGACGUUGGUCGAGGUUUGGGAAAAGAGCCGCAAGUCUGGAGAAGCCUGCAUCAAACAGUACCGACCAACUUCUGGUUAUGCUUAUGCCUACGAGGAGGAGAGAGUGGAAGGGGUAUACACGGUUCUCCAAGAAUAA
Pyricularia grisea is the source of this 696-nucleotide messenger RNA. RefSeq lists its product as uncharacterized. Bases 1 to 696 code for a protein of 231 amino acids. NCBI's taxonomy places the organism in Eukaryota, Fungi, Ascomycota, Sordariomycetes, Magnaporthales, Pyriculariaceae. The record is from RefSeq and is a predicted model, not a curated record. The transcript has a single exon.